AAACUCGCUGCAGUCAUGGAAUAUCUGGCCGCCGAAGUUCUCGAGUUAGCCGGCAAUGCGGCUCGCGACAACAAGAAGACCAGAAUAAUUCCGCGUCAUUUGCAACUGGCCAUCCGCAAUGACGAGGAACUGAACAAACUGUUAUCGGGUGUUACGAUUGCUCAGGGCGGUGUAUUGCCGAACAUACAAGCUGUGCUUUUGCAAAGAAGACAGAAAAGAAAGCUUAAAUUUCUUUUAUUGUCGCUAAAAUCUCGCAUGUUUUCUGACCCUCGAGCAAACGGUUAUUCACGGUCGUCGUGUUUAGGAACUGCCGCUGUAUAG
Messenger RNA from Ctenocephalides felis (cat flea), 321 nucleotides. Its product is annotated as histone H2A-like. NCBI's taxonomy places the organism in Eukaryota, Metazoa, Arthropoda, Insecta, Siphonaptera, Pulicidae. The transcript has 2 exons. The annotation marks the transcript as partial. Gene Ontology annotation, cellular component: nucleosome. Gene Ontology annotation, molecular function: structural constituent of chromatin; DNA binding; protein heterodimerization activity. The record is from RefSeq and is a predicted model, not a curated record.